Molecule: messenger RNA, 914 nt
Organism: Setaria italica (foxtail millet)
Lineage: Eukaryota; Viridiplantae; Streptophyta; Magnoliopsida; Poales; Poaceae
Product: pathogenesis-related protein
Exons: 1
Coding region: 4-726 (240 amino acids)
Biological process (GO): defense response
Cellular component (GO): extracellular region
Source: RefSeq, a predicted model, not a curated record
CACAUGAACUCCUCCAUGCUCACAUCACACAACACAUCUGGCGCUAGCAAAACAACAAUGGCGUCUGUGGCCAAGCCCUCCGUUGUUCUCCUCCUCGCCGUCGCCCUCGCCGCGGCCUCCGCGGCGGACGCGAUCACCUUCAACGUCAUCAACCGCUGCCGGGACACACUGUGGCCGGCGGCGCUCCCGGGCGGCGGCGCGCGCCUGGACCCUGGCAAGACGUGGACGGUGGAGGUGCCGGCGGGCACGUCGAGCGCGCGGAUGUGGGCGCGCACGGGGUGCGCCUUCGACGGCGCCGGGCGCGGGUCCUGCGAGACGGGCGACUGCGGCGGCGCGCUGGAGUGCGCCGUGUCCGGGAGGCCCCCCGCGACGCUGGCCGAGUACACGCUGGGAGACCCGGCCUACAUCGACGUCUCCCUCGUCGACGGCUUCAACGUGCCCAUGUCGUUCCAGUGCGGCGGCAAUGGGCCCAGCUGCGCCGCCGAUGUCAACGCGCGGUGCCCCGCCGAGCUGAAGGUGCCGGGGGGUUGCGCCAGCGCCUGCGAGAAGUUCGGCGGGGACACCUACUGCUGCCAGGGCCCGUACAAGGACCAGUGCCCGCCGACGGAUUACUCCAGGUUCUUCAAGGGGCUGUGCCCGGACGCAUACAGCUACGCCAAGGACGACCGGACCAGCACCUUCAACUGCCCGCAGGGUGCCAACUACGACAUCGUGCUCUGCCCAUGAUUUUACCGCGUAGGAGAUAUGACCAUGGAGAGUAAUAAGUAAAUAAAAGUACUUAUUGUGUUUAUAUAUCCCACGACACCGAGAUGAGCUCAAAACGCCGACGCAGCAGUGGCGGAGCUUAACGAAAAAUCUAGAGGGGCCAGCCAAUGUUAAUUGAGCUUUUAAACUAAUAAAUAAUGCCAAAAUCA